Caenorhabditis briggsae is the source of this 837-nucleotide messenger RNA. Gene Ontology annotation, biological process: embryo development. NCBI's taxonomy places the organism in Eukaryota, Metazoa, Nematoda, Chromadorea, Rhabditida, Rhabditidae. The record is from RefSeq and is a predicted model, not a curated record. The transcript is spliced from 3 exons. Bases 1 to 837 code for a protein of 278 amino acids.
AUGAAUUUAGUGGAGCAUAAGAGGUUUAUCAGGAAAGGUUUUAGUUUGAAUAUUUCUGGAAAGAAGAUAAAGUUCCGAUUAUCCUACAACUCUCUUGUAGCAUCAUUUCCCCGGGGUGAAAGAGAAUGCGUCAUCAAGGCUAUCCAUGAUUAUUUGAUUGAUUUUUUCGGAAGUUCAAUUGAGUAUCAUUGGAAAUCAGAAGGUUUUGAAGCUCAUUUUAUUUCACAACCCCAAAACUUGUCAUUGUCCGCUGCGGUGAGGUUAAACCUGAACUUCGAGGAUAUGAAACUCCUUGACCUUUUUUUCUCCACGUCUCCUGUUUUAAAAUCGGUUAAUAUGUUCACAAGCAUUGGUAACAAACCAUUCCACACGGAAUCUAAAAUCUAUCAAGCAGAAUCUAUUGAAAUCGAUCAAUUCUUCAACACUGUCCCAAACGUUUUGAGUCGUUUUCAAGGAAGACAGGCAUUUUUAGAAACUUUGAGAUACCGAAUCUCGGAUUUGAUCGGGUUUGUGAAUUUAUGGAAAUCAGGACAAGCAUUUCAAAACCUUGAAUACUUACAAAUGAGAAUCGGUUGUCAUGAAAUCCCCCAGGACGAAAUUUUUUCGGCGAUUAAGGCUAAAUUCAUUGCUGGAACUAAGAAGCCACUAACGCACACACUUCCCAAAGUGCACAUUGGGUAUGAUAAAAAACCAAAAACGGAUCCAAUCACUAGCCACACAUACGUCGUUCGAGAUUCAGACAAUCGUGUAGCAUCAAUUCUGAUUCAAGCGAAGACGUUCAGUUUUGGAGUAUGGGAUAUAUAUAUAUAUUCCAUUAAAUUUUUCUUGACCGAAUAG